GAAUUGGGAGGAAGAGGGAGAGGGAGAGGGAGACCGGGAGGAUACCAGGGCUGUGGUGCCGAGAGAGGCUGAGGCUGAGAGGAGGAGCAGGAGAGAGGGUGCAGGGACCACCCUUAGCCGCCGUCUUUAGUUGUCCCCAGGGGAGAGGCGGGGAGAGGGCCGAGGCCGGGGUGGGAGUGGGGACUGUCACCCUCGGACCCCGGGCGUGAGAGGGGCCGUGCGGCCGGACGUCCUCAGGGUGGGCCCCCUGUCGGCGGCCGGAGACCUGGGGCUCAGUCCCUCCGGUCCCGUAUUUCUGCGCUUGGCCUCUCGCUCCUCAAAUAUCGGAGUAUCAGCCCCGCAGACUGCAGCGAUCCGGGACUCGGGUCCCAACCUCACUAAACCUGGGGCUGUGUCUCCUAGGAUUCCCAGUACCCGGGGUCCAGGCCCCUGCGUGCACCGGUCUCCGGGGUUCACUCCCCACGCGCUCAGGGAUCAGGCUCAGCCACUCCCCAUUCCGAUAUCUGGGGGUCAGACCCCACGAUCCGAAAUCCGGGAUUCAGCAGCUGUCGCCCUCGAGGAGGUGGAGGACUGGACCGCGAGGUCAGAUCAGGUUGUCACCCCCUCCCCUCCCAGGGAGGCUUCCCGGGCCCGCCCCUCAGGAAGGGCGACCGCCGAGGCAGAGGUGGCAAGGGGGGAGGUCUCCUUGCCCCUCUCCCUGCUUGGCAGAGCCGCUGGAGGAGCCCAGGAGGAGGCGGAGGCUUUGGGGCACCAUAGUGACCCCUACCAGGCCAGGCCGCAUUCUCAGGGCCCCCAGGGGCCACCAUGCCAGCUGGAGGCCGGGCCGGGAGCCUGAAGGACCCUGACGUGGCUGAGCUCUUCUUCAAGGAUGACCCUGAAAAACUCUUCUCUGACCUCCGGGAAAUUGGCCACGGCAGUUUUGGAGCUGUCUACUUUGCCCGAGAUGUCCGCAACAGUGAGGUCGUGGCCAUCAAGAAGAUGUCCUACAGUGGGAAGCAGUCAAACGAGAAAUGGCAGGACAUCAUCAAGGAAGUGCGGUUUCUACAGAAGCUCCGACACCCCAAUACCAUUCAGUACCGGGGCUGUUACCUGAGGGAGCACACGGCCUGGCUGGUGAUGGAGUAUUGCCUGGGCUCAGCUUCCGACCUGCUAGAAGUGCACAAGAAGCCCCUCCAGGAGGUGGAGAUCGCAGCUGUGACCCACGGGGCGCUCCAGGGCCUUGCUUAUCUGCACUCGCACAACAUGAUCCACAGGGAUGUGAAGGCGGGGAACAUCCUGCUAUCAGAGCCAGGCUUGGUGAAGCUGGGGGACUUUGGUUCUGCAUCCAUCAUGGCACCCGCCAACUCCUUUGUGGGCACCCCGUACUGGAUGGCUCCAGAGGUGAUCCUGGCAAUGGAUGAAGGGCAGUACGAUGGCAAGGUAGAUGUCUGGUCCUUGGGGAUAACCUGCAUCGAGCUGGCGGAACGGAAACCACCACUGUUUAACAUGAAUGCGAUGAGUGCCUUAUACCACAUUGCACAGAACGAGUCCCCCGUGCUCCAGUCAGGACACUGGUCUGAAUAUUUUCGGAAUUUUGUCGACUCCUGUCUUCAGAAAAUCCCUCAAGACAGACCAACUUCAGAGGUGCUUCUGAAGCAUCGCUUUGUGCUCCGGGAGCGGCCCCCCACAGUCAUCAUGGACCUCAUCCAGAGGACCAAGGAUGCAGUGCGGGAGCUGGACAACCUGCAGUACCGCAAGAUGAAGAAGAUCCUGUUUCAGGAGGCACCCAAUGGCCCUGGUGCCGAGGCCCCAGAGGAAGAGGAGGAGACGGAACCCUACAUGCACCGG
Molecule: messenger RNA, 1827 nt
Organism: Erinaceus europaeus (western European hedgehog)
Lineage: Eukaryota; Metazoa; Chordata; Mammalia; Eulipotyphla; Erinaceidae
Product: serine/threonine-protein kinase TAO2
Exons: 12
Biological process (GO): protein phosphorylation
Molecular function (GO): protein kinase activity; ATP binding
Source: RefSeq, a predicted model, not a curated record